UGAUAUUGACGUCUAUACUCAUAAUAAUGAGUCAUGUAUAUGUGUCGCUUGACGUAACGACUAACGUGAGUAACGUCCGAACAAACGCUCGGCAGGAGGCAAAAUUUUCAGAGACUGAGAUACGAUUUUGUCAAAUGAGAAAGCCUUUUGCUUUCCUUGAAUGAGUUACAUUAUCAUUGAGUGUCCGAGAGAAGGUGCAUCUACGUGCUAGUGCGGCUGGCGGUUGACAAUGCUGCAGCAGCAGCAGCAACAUGGAGAAUGGCAUCGCUAGUACUAGCAGCUGUGCUUCAACGUUAGCAGCGCAGAGAAGUAGGGAGUUCCCGGACACGAUGUCACGACUAGGAGUCCGUGUAGCGCUGUUGCUGCUAUUUGUGCUACUCGUUGGCUGUCCGGAUUGGAGCAGCGGUCAACCAGCCACAGAGCGACCAGCAGUGGGGAUAGGAACAACAGGUGCGGUUGUGAUCAACAGCCAUAGCAUUGCACCAACUCCUGCUGCUCCCGUCUCUCCCGCGGACGGCGGUGGUAACCAGGGAAGCGACGGUGGUGAUGACGCUGCGUCUGGAUCAUCCCCGGCACCGGUUACUAGUGACGACACAUCAUCCGGUGACAGAGCAGACCAGCAGACAACUGAACAUGUAACCGUGGUUCCAUCUAAGGUACCUAAUGAUAGAUCUGUGCAGAGCACUAUGAUGUCAUCAACCUCACCCAUGAUGUCAUCAGCUACGGUGACAAAGUCACGGGCGACUACAGGUUUCGACGCCAGUCCGCCCGUGGUCGCCUCGGGAAGCCUAGGAGCGGGAGCUGUGGCUGCAAUUGGUGUCAGUUUAUCACUGGCUGCUGUGCUGCUAGUUGUGGUAGUCGUCUGGUAUCUAAGCCGAAGAAAGAAGUUACGGUACAGUGGUUACCAGAUGAGCAACCUGGCGCGGCGUAACUAUGACGAUACGGACGGUGAUGAUGUGGUGACGUACAGGAAUGACGGCUUCGGUGCUUGGAGGGCCUAUGAUGAUCUAUAGCUAAGAGCAUGCAUGGUGGCGAACGGGAGCAUAACCGGUACGAUCAGUUCAAGGCAGAUAAUUCAGCUUGGCUAACUUUAGUAUAGUGAUUGGUGGUGCUAUGCACACACCAGUAUACAUAUGCACACACCAGUAUACAUAUGCACACACCAGUAUAGGCUAUGCACACACCAGUAUAGGCUAUGCACACACCAGUAUACAUAUGCACACACCAGUAUACAUAUGCACACACCAGUAUAGGCUAUGCACACACCAGUAUAGGCUAUGCACACACCAGUAUACAUAUGCACACACCAGUAUAGGCUAUGCACACACCAGUAUACAUAUGCACACACCAGUAUACAUAUGCACACACCAGUAUAGGCUAUGCACACACCAGUAUAGGCUAUGCACACACCAGUAUACAUAUGCACACACCAGUAUAGGCUAUGCACACACCAGUAUACAUAUGCACACACCAGUAUACAUAUGCACACACCAGUAUACAUAUGCACACACCAGUAUAGGCUAUGCACACACCAGUAUAGGCUAUGCACACACCAGUAUAGGCUAUGCACACACCAGUAUACAUAUGCACACACCAGUAUACAUAUGCACACACCAGUAUAGGCUAUGCACACACCAGUAUAGGCUAUGCACACACCAGUAUACAUAUGCACACACCAGUAUACAUAUGCACACACCAGUAUAGGCUAUGCACACACCAGUAUAGGCUAUGCACACACCAGUAUAGGAUACUAGUAACUACAGCGGAUGCCGCUGCCGUUGAUGUGACUCAUGAACUUUGAUGCCAGGAAAGAAAUUGAGCUUAAAAAAAACUACUUUUCCGUGAUGCCAGCGUGGCAUGUUGAAUUCUGGUGGGAAACAGUUGCACCACUCCCAUCCUCCCCCAGACACACGCUACGGGACCUCGAGGACGAUCUAACUCGCCAGCAUCAGUUUGGAUGCAGCCCAUAGCCCAUAGCUUUCUGCCGUUACCCAGCAUUUGCUGUUAACUAGCAUCCACGCCAGUGAUCCUAUUCAGUAACCAACCCUGGUAGUCUGCUGUUCUCUUGGGCAGACUGGCAACUUGCUUCACUGAGCUAUUGCCGUAAGGGCCGGUUAGUCGGUACAUACACUACAUGCAGUUUCCGGUAGAUACCGAACACCGUCAUGUGCUGUAUUUACCGACAGCACUGAGUCACUCACUUCCUUGUAGUUGUCACACUAGGCUUUUGUGAAUCUCUCUGCUCUCUGACAAACCCACUUCCUAAGAGCUCCCCAAUUACUCUUCUGCUUUUCUACUUCGAAGUAUUAUUUUCUAUUUCAGUGGUUUUAAAGCCAUUAUACCCUAUUUACUAAGCAAAAAAUUAAACUGUUUUGUAGGAGACCUUCCAUACCCUGUUGUCAUUUUCGCCCGGUCCCUCACACACACACACACACACACACACACACACACACACACACACACACACACACACACACACACACACUUGCACACUCUUGCUCACCUCUUCUCUUAACCCGCUUCUUUUAUCUUGCAUUGGUAUCAUUGGAACUGAUCGCUGAUCAAACAUGUGCAUCCACCCUGCACGAUACCCAGUUGACUGUGAUGAUCGACUGCACUAGGUAGUAGUCAUCAUAACGAUAUCGUAGAAUCUAUCGGAGUGGAAUUAGGGUGUUUAAAAUUACUUUGUAUGUUUAAGUUGUGUUUAUAUCAAAGCUGCCAUCUCAGCAUGUAAAAAAAGUAUAUAAUUUUUUGCUUUCAUUGUACAGAAAUGUAAGUGCCUUCU
Messenger RNA from Sycon ciliatum, 2785 nucleotides. RefSeq lists its product as uncharacterized. The record is from RefSeq and is a predicted model, not a curated record. The transcript has 3 exons. Lineage: Eukaryota; Metazoa; Porifera; Calcarea; Leucosolenida; Sycettidae. Bases 252 to 1013 code for a protein of 253 amino acids.